Daucus carota subsp. sativus is the source of this 2280-nucleotide messenger RNA. Its product is annotated as phosphatidylinositol/phosphatidylcholine transfer protein SFH8. The coding region runs from base 205 to 1986 and encodes 593 amino acids. The record is from RefSeq and is a predicted model, not a curated record. The transcript has 14 exons. Lineage: Eukaryota; Viridiplantae; Streptophyta; Magnoliopsida; Apiales; Apiaceae.
UAACUGAAAAGCAAAUUCAACAAGUUGAAACUGAACAAGCAUAUUACUAUAUUAUUACUACUAGUCUUUCUUCUUCCCUCAAUUACUUACUGCUCUUCUACUACAUGUAUGUAUGUAUGUAUAUGUUGAAGAAGAUGUGUGGAUGUGUGUGUAACUGAAGGUAGUCUCUUUCAGUACAGGAAGGAAGAAGCAGUUUUGUUUAGUAUGUCGGGAACACUUGACCGUUCCCCCCGGACUUUCAUUGAUGGGGCCUCUAGUUGGGAUGACAAAAAAGAGGGCCGGUUAGACUAUGAGGGUCCUACAGAUGAAAGAAGGAGAAAGAGUGGAAGUUUUAAGAAGAGAGCAGCAAAUGCAUCUAGCAAAAUCAAGAAUUCCUUCAAGAGGAAAGGGAGCAGGAGAAGCAAUAGCCAACUUUCAUUUCCCAUAGAGGAUCUUCGGAGUGCUGAAGAGCUAAAGGCGGUAGAUUCUUUUAGGCAAGCACUAGCAAAGGCUAAUCUGCUACCCUCAAGAUUUGACGAUUAUCAUACGAUGUUAAGGUUUUUGAAAGCUCGGAAGUUUGAUAUUGAGCAAACAAAAUCCAUGUGGGCUAACAUGCUUCAAUGGAGGAAGGACUUUGGUGCCGACACUAUUUUGGAGGAUUUUAAGUUCUCCGAGUUGGAUGAAGUUCUACAACAUUAUCCUCAGGGUUAUCAUGGUGUUGAUAAGGGGGGAAGGCCUGUUUAUAUUGAGAGAUUAGGGAAGGCUAAUCUAAGUAAGCUUAUGCAAGUGACGACUUUGGAGCGUUAUGUCAAGUACCAUGUCCAGGAGUUUGAGAAGACUCUAUGCAUUAAGUUCCCAGCCUGCUCCAUUGCUGCAAAAAAACACAUAAAUUCAAGUUUGACAAUUAUUGAUGUUCAAGGCCUGGGUUUUAAAAAUUUUAACAGUACCGCUCGAGAAGUUAUGGAGAACCUGAAGAAGAUUGAUAGCAACUACUAUCCUGAGACUCUCCACCGAAUGUUUGUGGUAAAUGCUGGCCCUAGCUUUAGGAGUCUGUGGAACAUAGUUAAGAAGAUUCUUGAUCCCAAAACGGCUUCUAAGAUUCAGGUUCUUGGCAACAAGUACCAGAACAAAUUGCUUGAAGUAAUUGAUGCAAGUGAGUUACCAGAGUUCUUAGGUGGUAGCUGCACAUGUGCUGAUCGAGGAGGUUGUUUAAGAUCUGAUAAAGGACCAUGGAAAGACCCCAAUAUAUUAAAAAGCAUUGCACAGAGUUCUAUACUAAUCAGCAACAUAUCAAGUGAUGAGAUCAAAUCGGUAAAAGGUAUAGAGACACCCAGUGUUGUGUCUGGAUAUAAGGCUGACGAGAUCUCUUCACCCAUAACAAAUGGAUAUUCGGAACUUAGUCUCUCUCCUGCUAGUAAAGAAGUGGUUGCCGACAGACAAUUUUUGUGUGAUGAUGAUGUCCCUGUGAUAGAUAAGGCUGUUGAUGCAGAAUGGAAGAAACAAGAGACCCUUCAGGUCAAUACCUCAAGAGGAGGGAUGGUGAUUGGACCACUUAUUGCUCAGUUUUGGGCCAAUUUUGUAGCCUUCUUUAUGGUACUUUUUAGUUUCAUGUGUUCUGUAAGAUGCCUGGUGGCAAAAGGAACUUCCACUUCACUAUCUGGUGCUUCCCUAAAUCCUUUAAUAUCGGAAAGUAGACACAGGUCAACCGAGGAACUCUCUUCUCUUUCAAUUGGUAGCAUGCGUGAGGGAGAUGGGCUCACAACUCUUGUGCAAAAGUUUUGCGAGCUUGAAGGAAAGGUGAACAUGUUACUGACAAAGUCCUGUGUCAUGCCUAAUGAGAAAGAGGAAUUGCUAAAUGCCGCUGUUUGUCGUGUGGAUGCACUAGAGGCUGAAUUAAUCUCCACUAAAAAGGCUUUGCAUGAAGCACUGAUACGGCAAGAAGAACUACUUGCAUAUGUAGAUAGUCAAGAAGUAGCUCGGUCCAAGGCUAAGAACUCUUGCUGGUGACUGAAAGUCUGAAAUGGUUUACUUAAAGCUCGGCCGAAUCUGGAUUGUGUGUAUAGAAUUGCUCCCCACGAGUUCUGAUAUUACCUUUGGUUAGCACUUCUUUUGGCUGUUGUGGUUGUAAUAUUGUGCUGCGUGUGCUUAUGUUGAGUAUCACCCUGCUGGAGAUUUUGUUUAAACCUACACAACUGAAAUAUGGUGCAGCAAAGCAAUUAAGGUUGGGCUGUACUCAAUAUUUGUGUAAUUAUAACAAUAAGUUUUAGUAAAUUCUAUUUACAUAUCAUAAUUUAUACUCCA